AUGAUCACCGCCUCGGACCUCUACCACGUCCUCACGGCAGUGGUGCCGCUGUACGUGGCCAUGAUCCUCGCCUACGGCUCGGUGAAAUGGUGGAAGAUCUUCUCCCCCGACCAGUGCUCCGGCAUCAACCGCUUCGUCGCCCUCUUCGCCGUUCCCUUGCUUUCUUUCCACUUCAUCUCCACCAAUGACCCCUAUGCCAUGAACUACCGCUUCAUCGCCGCCGACACGCUGCAGAAGCUUAUUAUCCUCGCUGUGCUCGCCGUGUGGACCAACGUCAGCUCCCGCGGCUGCCUCGAGUGGAGCAUCACCCUCUUCUCCCUCUCCACCCUCCCCAACACGCUGGUGAUGGGCAUCCCCCUGCUGAAGGGCAUGUACGGCACCGCCACUGGAACUCUCAUGGUGCAGAUCGUCGUCCUCCAGUGCAUCAUCUGGUAUACCCUCAUGCUCUUCCUGUUCGAGUACCGUGGGGCGCGUCUGCUCAUCGCCGAGCAGUUCCCCGACACCGCCGGCUCCAUCAUCUCCUUCCGGGUCGACUCCGACGUCAUCUCCCUCGACGGCAAGGAGCCGUUGCAGACCGAAGCGGAGAUCGGCGACGACGGAAAACUCCGUGUCACCGUGAGGAAAUCCUCCGCCUCCCGCUCCGACGUCUUCUCAAGGCAUUCUCACGGGCCGGCAGCGGCGGCGGCCAUGACCCCGCGGCCGUCGAACCUCAGCAACGCGGAGAUCUACUCACUCCAGUCGUCCAGGAACCCCACGCCGAGGGGGUCGAGCUUCAACCACGCUGAUUUCUACACGGCGGCGGCGGGUAGUCGGAACAUGCCUGGUCUGAGCCCACGGAGCUCCAACUUCGGCAACACGGGCUUCGACGAGGAGACCGGCGGCGGUAAGCUGCUGAGACCCAACGGAGCGGCGGUGGGGGCACGGAGGAAGGGGAACGGCGGCGGCGGCGAUGGCGGCAAGGAGCUGCACAUGUUCGUGUGGAGCUCCAGCGCGUCUCCCGUGUCGGAAGUCGGCGGUCAACUCUCCAGGGGGGCGGAGCUCGGGAAUGACGACCACUGUAACGGUGAGAGAGUCGCUCUCUUCCCAGGCGCGUUAGUUCUCCAUGCGCUGCUGCAGCUGACCUUCAUGAUUUUGGGAAUGUUUUUUGCAGAGGCUCUGCAGAGGGAGAAAGACGAGUGCAACAACCUCGCGAAGCCCGCGGCGGCGGUGGGGGCGUCGUCGACGCCCCCGGCGAGCGUGAUGACGAGGCUCAUCCUGAUCAUGGUCUGGCGGAAGCUUAUCAGGAAUCCGAACACCUACUCCAGCCUCAUCGGCCUCAUCUGGUCUCUGGUUUCCUUCAGGUUGGUCCAAAACCUUCCCAUACAGUCACAUCGGCGGCGUUCUUCAUGAGAUAUAUCUUCUAACCAGUGAUCUCAAUCGAGCAGGUGGGGAAUCGAGAUGCCCGCCAUUAUCGCCCGCUCGAUCUCCAUUCUUUCCGACGCAGGGCUGGGCAUGGCGAUGUUCAGUCUCGGUAAAUCCUUACUCUCUCUCGCUCUCUCGCCAUUACAGGCAGCGAAAGUGAGUUAACUCCGUCUUCUUCCUCCUCAGGCCUGUUCAUGGCGCUGCAGCCCCGCAUCAUCGCCUGCGGGAACUCCGUCGCGGCCUUUGCCAUGGCCGUGAGGUUCGUCACCGGGCCGGCGGUGAUGGCCGCCGCCUCCAUCGCCGUGGGGCUGCGCGGUGUUCUCCUGCACAUCGCCAUCGUGCAGGCGGCGCUCCCGCAGGGGAUCGUCCCCUUCGUCUUCGCCAAGGAGUACAACGUGCACCCGGACAUCCUCAGCACCGGGUUCGUCGAGUAGCUCCGCCAUUGCCGCCUCCGGCAAGCGCCCCCUGCUCGCCGGGGAGAUGACCUAACCAAAGUUUGUUCUUCCAUCCUCGCAGGGUCAUCUUCGGGAUGCUGAUAGCGCUGCCCAUAACGCUGGUUUACUACAUCCUGCUGGGGCUCUGA
Spirodela intermedia is the source of this 1984-nucleotide messenger RNA. The record is from the annotation of a GenBank genome assembly. Lineage: Eukaryota; Viridiplantae; Streptophyta; Magnoliopsida; Alismatales; Araceae.